CGGGUGUACGGACUCCGACAAGUAUAUAAGCGCGGAGCUCGAGCAGAGCCAGGUACAGUACUCGUCGUAUUCGUUCUGGUCACAACGGUGGACCAGGAAUCUCGGCAAGGAUGAAACUUUUGUUGGCUGUGACCGUGUGCGGGCUGGCCGUGAGCCUGGCGACCGCCGGGUUUCUCGGCGGAGGCGGCGGUGGGAGCUACGGCGGUGGAGGCUUUGGCGGUGGCGGACCCUGGAGAGGCGGAGGCGGCUUUGGCGGCGGAGGCUUUGGCGGUGGCGGACCCUGGAGAGGCGGCGGAGGCUUCGGAGGGUUCGGUGGAGGCCUAAAGGGAGGCUUCGGUGGAGGUGGCGGCGGCGGCCCUUGGAGAAGCGGCGGUGGUUUCGGAGGCUUUGGCGGUGGCGGUGGACCAUGGAGGAGUGGUGGUGGUGGCUUCGGAGGAGGUCUUAAGAGUGGCUUCGGAGGAGGCGGCUUUGGAGGCGGUGGUCCGUGGAGGAGCGGCGGUGGUUUCGGAGGCUUCGGAGGCGGUGGUGGUCCCUGGAGAGGAGGUGGCGGCGGCGGUUUCGGCGGAGGCGGAUGGAGAGCCGGCGGUGGCGGCUUCGGUGGAGGCGGCCGCGGAUGGUGGUAGAUGAGUUAAGCAGUGUCUGCGUCCCGGAACCAAGUCGACCUUUGUGAAGAGGCUGCAAAACUCGCGUUCGCCACUGCCAUCGGAGCGCAGGACGCUGCACCUCAAGCCUUACCGGGACCAAGCGAGGCACCAGCGUCUGCACGCCUACGACACAAAGAAGUUGAGCGGCUUGAAACAAUGCGAACGCUACAAUGCUGUCACGUUAUCUCCGCAAUUUUUGUUGCAAGCUUUUGAGUUCAACAGUCUCUUUUUGAGGCUAUGACAGAAAAGAGAGCAGAAAAAAAAGAAGAAUGAGAAGAAUAAUAACACUAAACUAGGAGAGACCAUGCGCAGUUUCUUGUUUCAGGAUAACUGAGACGUAACAGCUACUUGCUUCUUUGCUGCCCAGGCGAGAGAUGCUGAAAGGCACCUCGCCUGGUUUUGCAUACUGCAGGCGCUCUUGUCCUCUUGUUUGUGCUGCAGACGCAGUUUGCACAGCUUCCGAAUAAAAACCUAUCUCCAUUUUUGUUCCAAA
Messenger RNA from Rhipicephalus sanguineus (brown dog tick), 1137 nucleotides. Its product is annotated as acanthoscurrin-2. The transcript has 3 exons. Bases 111 to 623 code for a protein of 170 amino acids. The record is from RefSeq and is a predicted model, not a curated record. NCBI's taxonomy places the organism in Eukaryota, Metazoa, Arthropoda, Arachnida, Ixodida, Ixodidae.